Nothoprocta perdicaria is the source of this 1208-nucleotide messenger RNA. RefSeq names its product forkhead box D3 (gene FOXD3). The record is from RefSeq and is a predicted model, not a curated record. Lineage: Eukaryota; Metazoa; Chordata; Aves; Tinamiformes; Tinamidae. Gene Ontology annotation, molecular function: RNA polymerase II cis-regulatory region sequence-specific DNA binding; DNA-binding transcription factor activity, RNA polymerase II-specific. Gene Ontology annotation, biological process: anatomical structure morphogenesis; regulation of transcription by RNA polymerase II; cell differentiation. The coding region runs from base 1 to 1200 and encodes 399 amino acids. The transcript has a single exon.
AUGACCCUAUCGGGCGGCGGCAGCGGCGACAUGUCCGGCCAGACCGUGCUGGCGGCCGAGGACGUGGACAUCGACGUGGUGGGCGAGGGCGACGACGGGCUGGGCAAGGAGAGCGACGGCGAGGCCGGCAGUCCCGGAGCGCUGCCGCGCUUGCCGCUCGACGAGGCGGCCGAGGCGGCGCUGCCCGCGGAGCCCUGCGCGGGCGCGGAGAGCGGCAGCAGCGGGCGCGGCAGCCCGGCCGAGGCGGCGCCGGGCGGCGGGGCCGAGGGCGGCCGCGGGGGCGGCGGGGACGAGGGCGCAAGCGGCGGCGGCGGCGCGGGGCAGAGCAAGCCCAAGAGCAGUCUUGUGAAGCCGCCCUACUCAUACAUCGCGCUCAUCACCAUGGCCAUCCUGCAGAGCCCGCAGAAAAAGCUCACGCUCAGCGGCAUCUGCGAGUUCAUCAGCAACCGCUUCCCCUACUACCGGGAGAAGUUCCCUGCCUGGCAGAACAGCAUCCGCCACAACCUCUCGCUCAAUGACUGCUUCGUGAAGAUUCCCCGCGAGCCGGGCAACCCGGGCAARGGCAACUAUUGGACGCUGGACCCGCAGUCCGAGGACAUGUUCGACAACGGGAGCUUCCUGCGUCGCAGGAAGCGCUUCAAGCGGCACCAGCAGGAGCACCUGCGGGACCAGACGGCUCUCAUGAUGCAGGGCUUCGGCGCCUACAGCCUGGCAGGGCCCUACGGGCGCCCCUACGGGCUGCACCCCGGCGCCUACGCGCACCCUGCCGCGCUGCAGUACCCCUACAUCCCGCCCGUGGGGCCCAUGCUGCCGCCCGCCGUGCCGCUGCUGCCGUCCAGCGAGCUGAGCCGCAAAGCCUUCAACUCGCAGCUCAGCCCCAGUCUGCAGCUGCAGCUCAACAGCCUGGGCGCCGCCGGCUCCAUCAUCAAGUCGGAGCCGAGCAGCCGCCCGUCCUUCAGCAUCGAGAACAUCAUCGGCGUGCCCGCCGCCAGCUCGGCGGCCAGCGCGCAGACUUUCCUGCGGCCGCCCGUCACCGUGCAGUCGGGCCUGGUGGCGCACCAGCCGCUCGCGCUGGCGCGGACCACGGCGGCCAUAGCGCCCAUCCUCAGCGUGCCUACGAACAUCAUCUCGGGCCAAUUCCUGCAGCCCGCAGCCCCCGCCGCCGCGGCCGCCGUGCAGGCCAAGUGGCCGGCGCAAUAGGGAGCUCC